This is a messenger RNA of Verticillium alfalfae VaMs.102, 969 nucleotides long. Its product is annotated as acetylxylan esterase. Lineage: Eukaryota; Fungi; Ascomycota; Sordariomycetes; Glomerellales; Plectosphaerellaceae. The transcript has 3 exons. Gene Ontology annotation, biological process: carbohydrate metabolic process. The coding region runs from base 1 to 969 and encodes 322 amino acids. The record is from RefSeq and is a predicted model, not a curated record. Gene Ontology annotation, molecular function: hydrolase activity; cellulose binding. Gene Ontology annotation, cellular component: extracellular region.
AUGCGUUUCCUCAGCACCCUGGGCUCCGGCCUCCUGGCCCUCUGCGCCACGGCGCAGGCUGCGUCGCUCCAGCAGAUCACCAACUUUGGCGCGAACCCGUCGAAUGCCAAAAUGUACAUCUACGUGCCUGACAAUGUCGUCGCCACGCCUCCCAUUGUCGUCGCCGUCCACUACUGCUCGGGUACUGCGCAAGCGUACUUCAGCGGCACGCCGUACCGCCAGCUUGCCGACCAGCACGGCUUCAUUGUCAUUUACCCCGAGAGCCCCUACAGCGGAACCUGCUGGGACGUCUCGUCGCCGGCGUCGCUGACGUAUGAAGGCGGCGGCAACAGCAACGCCAUUGCCAACAUGGUUCGCUGGACGCUGAGCCAGCACAACGGCGACGCCGCCCGCGUGUUCGUGACCGGCACCUCCUCCGGCGCCAUGAUGACCAACGUCCUCGCCGCCACGUACCCGGACAUGUUCGCCGCCGGCAUCGCCUACGCCGGCGUGCCCGCCGGCUGCUUCUACACCGGCACCGUCAACGGCUGGAACUCGACCUGCUCGCAGGGCAAUGCCGCGAUCAAGCAGUGGAGCGCCGUCUUUGGCUACCCCGGCACCCCCGUAUCCGUCGGCCCCGGCCCCAGCAGCCAGUUUGUGCGCGAGAUCUACGGCGACAGGCUCCAGGGCCUCUGGGGCGCUUCCGUCAGCCACAGCGUGCCCAUCCAGGGCGCCGAGGACAUGCGCUGGUUCGGCAUUGGCCAGGGCGGCACCAGCCCGCCGCCGCUGACAACCACCGUCCGGCCGCCUGCCACGACGACCACGAACGUCGCUGUGCCGCCGCCUGCUACGACGACGGCCGCGCCGCCUGGGGGUUGCUCGGCGGCGAGGUGGGGGCAGUGCGGCGGGCAGGGGUGGACGGGGUGCACCGUCUGCGCUUCGCCGUACACGUGCCAGGCUCAGAACCAGUGGUAUUCGCAGUGUCUGUAG